GACGUCGACGAGCUUGUCAUACACUAUCCCAGUAUGUUCGAGUUAACGGAUGAUCUCCGCGGUAUGGGAGAGUCCAAUGCUGUUGUCAGUAGGCCUCUGCGUCUCAAUCGGGACGUGCUCACUGCAGCCGCGGCCAUUUAUGACGGUACGAUUCAGUACAUUAUCUUUGUCUCCUCCACCCAAGUUUGUAGUGCUACGAUGUCAGACUCAAGACAGAGGCCAUAUUCCAUGAUGAAUAGCAUAAUCUAG
Molecule: messenger RNA, 249 nt
Organism: Dibothriocephalus latus
Lineage: Eukaryota; Metazoa; Platyhelminthes; Cestoda; Diphyllobothriidea; Diphyllobothriidae
Source: the annotation of a GenBank genome assembly